UCGUCGUUUUAUCAAACGUGCGGUGCCUCUGUUAUGCCAUCAACCAGUUUCAUUCACAAUCUCAAGCAAAAUGUUGCCUAGACUUACAUCAAUUUUUAGAAUUAACAAACGUUUUACACAUAAUUUAACCUUUGCAGAGCGGUAUUGCAGCACAACCAGCAAUAAUCAAACACCGUUCUAUGAUGUAGUCGUCGUAGGAGGUGGUCAUGCCGGUACGGAAGCAUGUUCGGCGGCAGCUCGUAUGGGAGCUCGCACGCUGCUGAUCACGCACAAACGCUCCACGAUCGGGGAGAUGUCCUGCAAUCCGUCCUUCGGCGGCAUCGGAAAAGGGCACUUGAUGAGGGAAGUGGACGCACUGGAUGGAGUCUGUGCACGGAGUUGUGACAACAGUGGUGUGCAGUACAAAGUGUUGAACAAACGGCGAGGACCUGCCGUAUGGGGACCGAGAGCGCAGAUCGAUAGGAAGUUGUACAAGGCGGAGGUGCAGAAAGAGUUGAGCGAAACGGCGAAUCUUGAAAUCGUGGAAGCUUCCGUUGAAGACAUUAUUCUGGAGAGGGAGGAAGGUCAAUCGCUGAAUAGGAUCAAAGGUAUAAGUUUGAAGAAUGGCGAUGUUGUGUGGACAAAAUCUCUCGUUAUCACGACGGGGACGUUUCUGAGAGGUCAGAUCAAUAUAGGAUUGAAGACGAUGCCGGCUGGGAGAAUUGGAGAUGAACCGGCGAUCGGAUUGGCAAAGAGCCUUGAGGAUUUGGGAUUUCGGAUGUCUAGGUUAAAAACGGGAACACCUCCACGAAUCAAGGCAUCGUCGAUCAACUUUGAUAUCCUGGAGCGCCAUCCAGGUGAUAAUCCACCGGUUCCGUUUUCAUUCAUGAAUGAUCGCGUGUGGUUAAACAAUGAGGAUCAGCUGGACUGUUUCCUAACGCAUACGAGCGCGGAUGUGAAUGAUAUUGUUAAGCGAAAUCUUCACUGCAACCGUCAUGUGACAGAAGAGCUUACUGGGCCACGGUAUUGUCCUUCGAUUGAGUCCAAAGUGCUUCGAUUUGGCGGAAAAACUCAUCAAAUAUGGUUGGAACCAGAAGGGUUCGAUAGCGAAUUAAUCUAUCCGAAUGGACUAUCGUGUACGCUUCCAGAAGAGGAGCAGAUCAAGUUGGUUCGGUGCCUGCGUGGAUUGGAGGAAGCGGAACUUGCAAGACCGGGAUACGGCGUGGAGUAUGACUUUGUCGAUCCACGGGAGUUGUAUCAAACGUUGGAGACCAAGCGAGCGGACGGGUUAUUCUUUGCAGGACAAAUCAAUGGCACAACCGGUUACGAGGAAGCGGGAGCGCAAGGAAUUCUGGCUGGAGCCAAUGCAGCUGCGAAGACUCUUAAGCGGAAGCCAUUGACCAUCAGUCGAACGGAAGGGUAUCUUGGAGUGUUGGUCGAUGAUUUGACAACUUUGGGGACGAACGAGCCUUACCGGAUGUUCACUAGUAGAGCCGAGUUUAGACUGAGCUUGAGACCUGACAAUGCCGAUUUACGCUUGACUGAGAAGGGUUACCAGAUUGGAUUGGUAUCGGAAGAGCGUUACCAGAGGAUGGUUUCAAUAAGGGAGAAACUGAAGAUGGGGAUUGAGUUGUUGAGCGACAUCAAGAAAGGCAGCAACACUUGGAAAGAGCAGCUGGGUCUGCCCUUGGGGAAGGCGAGCAUACACAAGAGUGCUUUUGAGAUGUUGGCUAUUACGGUGGAGGAUAUCAAGACGGAGGAUUUGUGUGACUUGGCUCCAGAGGUGCUUGGUUGGAUUAAAGAUGACAGAGUAUUGUGUGAGAGAUUAAAGAUUGAGGCUUUGUACAGUUUAUCUAUUCAAGAACAAGCUAAAGAAGUCGAAGAAGUCCAAAGGCAUGAACAACUUCGGAUACCAAGGUCGAUUGAUUAUCUAUCGAGAUCUCUCAACCUUUCAUACGAAGAACAGGAAAAACUUGUAAAUAUACAACCACAAACUAUCGCCGCUGCCAGUCGCAUCCAAGGCAUCACCCCGUCCACCAUUGUUCGACUGGUGAGAUAUGUCAAACAGCAAGAAAUGACAGCCUCUGCCUAAUGGUUCUCGCGCUGUUGGUCGAAUUAAAAGUAAAUUACGCUUCGCCAAGGUGUUAAACACAGAGGAAAAUACAUUUUAUUCGAAAAAAUAUUCUAUAAAUAUCAUUAGUAAGGUAUUUAAUAUAAAUAAAUAGUCCUUUAUAUACACACUUCACACAUUCACUAAAAUCUAAACAUUUUGAAAACACGAUCCAUUCGGUCAACAAGAGUUGCGUCACUUACUUCCUUAGACUAUAAUAAAGAGC
This is a messenger RNA of Aedes aegypti (yellow fever mosquito), 2315 nucleotides long. RefSeq names its product protein MTO1 homolog, mitochondrial. Gene Ontology annotation, cellular component: cytosol. Gene Ontology annotation, biological process: tRNA wobble uridine modification; tRNA methylation. NCBI's taxonomy places the organism in Eukaryota, Metazoa, Arthropoda, Insecta, Diptera, Culicidae. The coding region runs from base 71 to 2071 and encodes 666 amino acids. Gene Ontology annotation, molecular function: flavin adenine dinucleotide binding. The transcript is spliced from 5 exons. The record is from RefSeq and is a predicted model, not a curated record.